Molecule: messenger RNA, 2607 nt
Organism: Acipenser ruthenus (sterlet)
Lineage: Eukaryota; Metazoa; Chordata; Actinopteri; Acipenseriformes; Acipenseridae
Product: fibroblast growth factor 12
Exons: 6
Coding region: 1133-1921 (262 amino acids)
Biological process (GO): regulation of cell migration; positive regulation of cell population proliferation; animal organ morphogenesis
Cellular component (GO): cytoplasm
Molecular function (GO): fibroblast growth factor receptor binding; growth factor activity
Source: RefSeq, a predicted model, not a curated record
GAGCUGCAAGCUAUUCACUGGCUGAGCAACCAGGAGAGAGAGCAACACAGACCAAAAGGCUACCAAACUGCUCUGGAAAAAAAUCAUCGCUCUUUGUUACUAUGGAUUACACGUUUCUGUUUAAAGAGAUUUUAGGUUUGAUGUUGUUAACUUGGUUAUAUAACAGUGCUAAUCAAUUUGAAUGAAGGAAUCGCUACGUUGCUGUUUCUGCACCUAAAUCUUUUCUCCAUCAUUUUGAACGUGCUCAGUGCCACUGGCUGGGAAUUUAUUCACUGAUAAAGCAGUUGAAGCUUCCCUGAGAUUGCCCUGCCGAGAGAGCCACUGAAUUUGCUGGGCGUGCGAGGCUGCGGCGUUUCUACCGCGUCUCGAUUGGGUUUUUGCUUUUAAUAAAGAAAUUGGAAGUUUUUAGAAACAAGCACAAAGUUAUGGAGACCCCUGGACUUUGGAUACGAAUUCCAGUUUCAAACAGAGAGAAAGGCUUAAAGUAUCUAUGCCGGCUGCAAUACAUAGAAAGAGCUCCGUAAUAGAAAUGAGCCCUGCCAUGUCAGUCUGCUAAUCUGUGAUGCUCUGUAAAACACUCAGUUUGAAUCGCUUGGGAAACCCGUGCUGUGAAGAGACGAGCUAUUUCAGCAAGUGAAUGUUAGACUGUGACUGUCUGCGAUUCUGUUUUACUGCAGUACAUUUUUCUUCCUUUUUUUCUAUUUCUAUUGCAGUUGUAUAGUACUUAUUAUCGGUCCUAAACACAAGUAAAGCCAUUUCCGUGAUAUCUUUGAAGGAGCGGAGACCCGGCAGGAGUGCUCUGAAUCGUUUGAUACAUUAUCAGGAUCACUUUGAUUUUCCUGGAAAGUAUUCGAUUGUUUUUUUCCUUUUACAGAUGUUACAGCAUCACCUGAAUUGAAGCUUUCCUCUAUACCUGGAGAUAAGAAAUGUUGUUCUCUCAAUCACGACAAUUUAGUGGACUUACUGUUGGCUCUAAAUGAAUACUGUUUCUUCCACUGUGAUCUUCAUGACUCGGUAUCACUACCGUUAAAAUUACAUUCCAGCGGAUAGCGCAGACCUCUUUCCUGAGGUGCAUUUGCUCAGUUGCUGCGGCCCACUCUCAGAACAGCGUUUAGCGCUUAGUGUGGGGGAGAUGGCAGCUGCACUUGCCAGCUCCCUGAUCCGACAAAAACGACAGGCUAGGGAAUCCAACAGCGACCGCGUUUCAACCUCCAAACGCCGCCCGAGCCCCAGCAAAGAUGGGCGAAACCUUUGUGGGAGACACGUAUUAAGCGUUUUCAGCAAGGUGCGCUUCUGCAGCGGCAAGAAAAAACCAGUCCGGCGGAGACCACCUGCAGAUGCCUCCUCUAACCUUCAAGUGCACGUUGCACAUAAGAGGAGCAGGCUAGAACCCCAGCUGAAAGGUAUUGUCACCCGGUUAUUCAGCCAGCAGGGAUUCUUCCUGCAAAUGCAUCCCGACGGCACCAUCGAUGGGAACAAGGAUGAGAACAGUGAUUACACUCUGUUCAAUCUGAUCCCUGUGGGCUUGCGUGUGGUAGCGAUACAGGGAGUGAAGGCUGGCUUGUAUAUAGCGAUGAAUGGCGAAGGAUACCUCUACACCUCAGACGUGUUCACACCGGAGUGCAAAUUUAAGGAAUCAGUGUUUGAAAACUACUAUGUCAUCUACUCCUCAACGCUGUUCCGACAGCUGGAGUCCGGCCGGGCCUGGUUCCUUGGACUCAACAAGGAAGGGCAGGUCAUGAAAGGAAACCGGGUGAAGAAAACAAAACCCUCAUCACACUUUGUACCAAGACCAAUCGAAGUGUGCAUGUAUAGAGAGCCAUCACUGCAUGAAAUUGAAGAGAAAAAGGGAGGCUCGAGAAAAAGUUCAGGGACUCCAACCAUGAAUGGAGGCAAAGUGGCCAAUCAAGACUCGACAUAACAGGAUCUUCACAACCCCCUCCCCAGAGCACUGGAAUGGGCAGGCAUUCACAAACCCCUCCCCAGAGCACUGGAAUGGGCCCGCAUUCACAACCCCCUCCCCAGAGCAUUGGUGAAAAAAACUAAACAAGGACUGAACCCCCUGGCCUUUGCACCAUUUUAGAGAAGAAAAAAAGAAAAAUAAAUAUUUGAAAUCAGGACUUGAAUUUACAUUUUAUGCAAAAGUCUUCUGUUUGACAACAAGGAAUGUUCAUGUUUGCAUUCUGAAAAUAAAAAGUGAACUUUAAAAGUUACAUUUUGGAAUUAGACUUAGUUAAUACUGUUAAUGGAGCCUCGCUAAAAUUCCAGCAUGACAUUUUAAAUGUUCAAGUCACUUUUGCUCACAUUGUGCUAUUCUUGUUUAUUUAUUUAUUGAAUUAUUGAUUUUAGACCAGUCAUUUAUAUAAUAUCAUUUUGAUAGGUAUGCUUAUGGAGGAUUUUAUCUGAAUAUGCUUCCCAAAACCAAGCUGAAAUAUUUUUGUAAGAGUGUCCAUCAUUUUGGUAAAUUAAUUCAAUUUAUUUAUCUUUAAUAAUUCUUUAUUAUCUUUUGGUCAAGAAAAAAAUGUGUCAAAUUUCCACGAUCGUGUGAAUUCAAGCAAUGAAAGGUCUGCUCUCACAGUUAUAAAUAAGGAUGCAUUCAGAAUACAG